This is a messenger RNA of Entamoeba invadens IP1, 2067 nucleotides long. RefSeq lists its product as hypothetical. Gene Ontology annotation, molecular function: DNA binding; 5'-flap endonuclease activity. The record is from RefSeq and is a predicted model, not a curated record. Lineage: Eukaryota; Evosea; Mastigamoebida; Endamoebidae. The coding region runs from base 1 to 2067 and encodes 688 amino acids. The transcript has a single exon.
AUGGGAGUCCACAAGUUGUGGGAAGUCAUUGGAGAAGGAAAGACAGUGAAUCCAAAAGACUUAAAAGGGAAAACGGUAGCUAUUGAUAUUGACGGUUUUAUAGUUCGGUCUGUUAGUGGUCGGAGGUAUGAAAAUUCCACUAAAGUCGCGCGGGAGUGUAUCAUACGCAUGUAUUGUAAGUGCCUUUAUUUUGGGAUCAAACCAGUCUUUGUUUUUGAUGGGAACACAAACACUUUUUUGAAGGAAAGUACACUAUCUAAGAGAAAGAAGCAAAGAAAGAACAUUACACGACAACGGUUAACAGAAACAUAUGACAAAGCGAUUUCGACUUUUAAAGACGAGGAUGUGACCGACAGCGACAACAAGGUAUCCACUCAUAAGACGAGUUGUGAGCAAGAUAAGUAUGAUGCGAUGUAUACAGAGACGGUCAAGAAGUCGAAGGAGAUUGAGGGCAAAUACGUCAGCCAAAUCAAGUCGAUGGACACCAACUGGAAAACUUUUGGGAUACACCAACUUGAGAACAGAAUUGUAGUUGGGGAUCUUGAAAGAAAGAAGGGGGUCAUCAGAAGAGAGCAAAUAGAGAAUUAUGUUCCGAUGAGUAAAAAAAUGGAGGACUGGGACGUGUUCUCAGUAAAUGAAGAAAUGUAUCACUCAAUGAUCGAAUCGUUUGUAAGUCAGGAAUCGGUCGUUGAAAAGGAAAGUGACUAUACUACUUUAACAUCACAGAUGGAAGAUAUAAUCAGUGGAUGUGCGAGAAUGAAACUGGAAAAGAAGGGUGAAGAGAUACAACUAGAACAGACUCAAUCUACUAUUAAGAUAGAGUCUAAUAAAAUUGUUAAUUAUGAAACUAUAAAGAUGGACGAAGGAAAAGAUGACGUCAAUCUUUAUAGUUUCAUUGACGUUCCAACAGAACAAACUCAAUCAAAGCAGAUUGAUUUUGACCAAUCCAUAUUGUCAUUAUAUGAUGAAUUGAGUGCAAUUGAAAGUACUCCAGUUCAACAAAACGCACAAGAAAAACCACAAGAGGAACUCCUUGUUUCGUUUCAACCACAAGAUCGACCAUUUAUAACUGGAAAAAAGGUGUCAAAAGUUCAAGUCGCGUCAAAGGAAAAAGUCAUAAAAGUUAUAGAAAAAAACCUUAUUGAAAAAAUAGAAAACGGCAAUGGUGUCAAUCACAAUAACUCACAAAAAGAUAUUUUUGUGAAUGUUGAGACAAAAAAAUCUGAUGAGAUGAACAUAUCUCCCCCCAAACAAGAAUCAUUAACAAUAGUAAAAGAAACUAAAGAAAUAGUUCCAUCAAAAGAAAUGGGCAAUUUGGAUACAAACACGGUUCAACCUCAAAACGAUUUAGUCGGGGUUGUUGUCAACGACCAAAUGAUGAGUCUUGAGGUUCAAAACGUAGUUUUUGAGAUGGUAACUGCCCUUGAGAUUCCACAUGUUUUUUCCCCAUGGGAAGCGGAGGCGCAGUGUGCGUAUUAUAACAAAACGAAGAUGUGCGACUAUGUAGCUUCGAACGACUCGGACGUUUUUGUUUUUGGGGCCAAAAAUGUUAUUCGGAAUUUUUUGAUAGAUGGGGAAGUGGCAACAAUCCACACUGCCAAUUUAACACAAGAAAAAUAUAUCUUUUUGGCAUUACUUUUGGGAAGUGAUUUUACUGAAGGAGUUGGUAAAGUUGGACCGAAAAGGGCUAUUCAAAUUAUAAAAAUGUUUGAUACGCCGGAGCAGUUUGCAAAGGUCAUGCACGUAAGUGAUACUUUCACGAGUUUUCCAAGCAAAGAUGUGAAUAGUUCUAAAGGUGAAGACAAGAAGAGUGUUAUGGAGGAAAUGAGGAACGAGAAAGACAUUGCAAGACUUUACAAAAAGGACAUUGAUCAAUUGAAAAAUGUUAUAACUCUGAAAGACACCUUUCCGGACCAACAAGUUAUUAAGGCAUAUCUCCACCCAAACAUUCGAGAGGAACAAUUGAUUCUCACUUCUCAAUAUUCCAAAGAGAAGCUUCAAACGUACGCCAAAGAGAAGUUGGACUGGAAUGAGCACAUGCUUGCGAAGUACUUUGCGUCUCUCUAA